Messenger RNA from Neogale vison (American mink), 9563 nucleotides. RefSeq names its product synaptic vesicle glycoprotein 2C (gene SV2C). The coding region runs from base 188 to 2362 and encodes 724 amino acids. The transcript is spliced from 13 exons. NCBI's taxonomy places the organism in Eukaryota, Metazoa, Chordata, Mammalia, Carnivora, Mustelidae. The record is from RefSeq and is a predicted model, not a curated record. Gene Ontology annotation, biological process: chemical synaptic transmission; transmembrane transport. Gene Ontology annotation, molecular function: transmembrane transporter activity. Gene Ontology annotation, cellular component: membrane.
CCCAGGGAGCGAGCCCGAGCGACGCCCGCGAGGCAGCAGCUGCAGCGCUGACACCACCUAGAGCAGGGGGUCCCAGGCGGCCAGAGCGUUCUGUUUUGACCCCAAUGUGGAUGAUGCAGUCAGGGCCGAACCACUGAUCAGAAUCUGAAAAAUUCCCAUUUUCUCAGUCGCCUUCGGUUGAGAUAAGAUGGAAGACUCUUACAAGGAUAGGACUUCACUGAUGAAGGGUGCCAAGGACAUUGCCCGGGAGGUGAAGAAACAAACAGUAAAGAAGGUAAAUCAAGCAGUGGACCGGGCCCAGGAUGAAUACACACAGAGGUCCUAUAGUCGGUUCCAAGAUGAGGAGGACGAUGACUAUUACCCGCCUGGAGAGACUUACGAUGGGGAGGCCAAUGAUGAUGAAGGCUCCAGUGAAGCUACCGAGGGUCAUGAUGAAGAUGAUGAAAUCUAUGAAGGAGAGUAUCAGGGCAUCCCCAGUAUGAACCAAGGGAAGGACAGCAUUGUGUCCGUGGGGCAGCCCAAGGGGGAUGUGCACAAGGACCGGCAGGAGCUGGAGUCAGAGAGGAAAGCUGAUGAGGAGGAACUAGCCCAGCAAUAUGAGCUGAUAAUCCAAGAGUGUGGCCAUGGUCGUUUCCAGUGGGCCCUAUUCUUUGUCCUGGGCAUGGCCCUUAUGGCGGAUGGUGUGGAGGUGUUUGUUGUUGGCUUCGUGUUGCCCAGUGCUGAAACAGACUUAUGCAUUCCAAAUUCAGGAUCCGGAUGGCUAGGCAGCAUAGUGUACCUUGGGAUGAUGGCAGGGGCUUUCUUCUGGGGAGGACUGGCAGACAAAGUGGGAAGAAAGCAGUCUCUUCUGAUUUGCAUGUCUAUCAAUGGAUUCUUCGCCUUCCUUUCUUCAUUUGUCCAAGGUUAUGGAUUAUUUCUCUUCUGUCGCUUACUUUCUGGAUUCGGGAUCGGAGGGGCCAUUCCCACAGUGUUCUCCUACUUCGCGGAAGUGCUGGCCCGAGAGAAGCGGGGGGAGCAUCUGAGCUGGCUGUGCAUGUUCUGGAUGAUUGGUGGCAUCUACGCCUCUGCCAUGGCCUGGGCCAUCAUCCCGCAUUACGGAUGGAGCUUCAGCAUGGGGUCAGCUUACCAGUUCCACAGUUGGCGUGUGUUCGUGAUAGUCUGCGCACUCCCCUGUGUCUCCUCGGUGGUGGCCCUCACAUUCAUGCCUGAAAGCCCACGGUUCUUACUGGAGGUUGGAAAACAUGAUGAAGCGUGGAUGAUUCUGAAGUUAAUUCAUGACACAAACAUGAGAGCACGGGGUCAACCUGAGAAAGUCUUCUCGGUCCACAGAAUCAAAACUCCCAAACAAAUAGAUGAGCUGAUUGAAAUUGAGAGUGACACAGGGACAUGGUACAGAAGGUGUUUUGUCCGGAUCCGCACGGAACUCUAUGGAAUCUGGUUGACUUUCAUGAGAUGUUUCAACUACCCUGUCAGGGAAAAUACAAUAAAGCUUACAAUAGUUUGGUUCACCCUGUCCUUUGGGUACUAUGGAUUAUCUGUGUGGUUCCCUGAUGUCAUCAAACAUCUGCAGUCGAACAUGUUGCCCAUUGAAAAGAUCGAGAGAGAAAAAUUUUCAAAUUUCAGUGUUAACUUUACAAUGGCAAAUCAGUUGCACAUGGGAGCAGAGUACGACAAUGGCAGAUUUCUAGGGAUGAAGUUCAAAUCUGUAACUUUCAAAGACUCACUUUUUAAGGCCUGCGUCUUUGAGGAUGUGACUUCAGUCAACACCUACUUCAGGAACUGCACAUUUAUUGACACUGUUUUUGACAACACAGAUUUUGAGCCAUAUAAAUUCAUUGAUAGCGAAUUUCAAAACUGCUCAUUUUCUCACAACAAGACGGGAUGCCAGAUUACCUUCGAUGAUGACUAUAGUGCCUACUGGAUUUAUUUUGUCAACUUCCUGGGGACAUUGGCAGUGUUGCCAGGGAACAUCGUGUCUGCUCUCCUGAUGGACAGAAUCGGGCGCUUAACGAUGCUAGGUGGCUCCAUGGUGCUUUCGGGGAUCAGUUGUUUCUUCCUCUGGUUGGGCAGCAGUGAGUCCAUGAUGGUAGGCGUGCUGUGUCUGUAUAACGGAUUGACCAUCUCGGCCUGGAACUCUCUGGAUGUGGUCACUGUGGAACUGUACCCCACAGACCGCAGGGCGACAGGCUUUGGCUUCUUGAAUGCCCUGUGCAAAGCAGCGGCCGUCCUUGGAAACUUAAUAUUCGGCUCCCUGGUCAGCUUCACCAAAUCGAUCCCCAUCCUGCUGGCCUCCACUGUGCUGGUGUGUGGAGGACUGGUGGGCCUGCGCCUGCCGGACACACGAACCCAGGUCCUGAUGUAAUGGGGAACAAGCCAUCCAUAUACUGCAUCUCUUUCUUCUGCCCUGUGUCGACCCUCCGGACUGACUCAAGGCUUCAGAUUUUUUCAGAUCUCAAAAGGUGGUAAAAGAUCGGAACACUAACUCUUACUGUGACUGAAAUGUAGAUGCGUACUGUCCUGCCCCCUUAGAUGUGAGUUUCCAGUGUUUUUCAUGCCUUCUUACCUUUCCUAACUGGGAUGCUCCCAGCUCCCAAGAAUCAGUCCGUGGAAGCAUUUUUUUAAGUGUCCUCGUCAGCCAGGCCUCCCUAAGAUUCUGUUCACUAAAGGCUGAGGAGCCUGGGCUGCCGUAAGAAAUAGAUCCCGCUUCUGAUUUCACAUUCACGGGAAAUGUAAGUUGGUAUAUUAUUGCAUUUGUGCUGAGGAGAGGGAUACUUUUUUUUUUUUUUUUUCAAACAGAGUGAUAUUUCCUGUUUACUUAGAAAAGGACACCCAGCAAUUCUUGCUGUUACAGCAGGGCCUUUCAAAGAAAACCAUGUGCCACCACACGGAGCUGGGUGGAGCUCUUUGAGGCCUGACAGGGAAGGUGGCCUGCUAAAAAGAGAGAGAAAGGCUGAUGAGCAGCAAAGAUCUGAGUGAAUGACAGAAGCCAGAUUUCUGCCCCGUUCCAGUCCUGAAAAAUCUGAGGAGGGAGCCAGGCCAGAAUGUUAGAAGAUCGGAGACAGAUCUUCUGCCUCUGUUUACCACAUGCCCCGCCACCACCCUCCCCCUGCUGUCUUCUCCCCACCCUCACCCCAGCUGCCCUUGAUCUUGCCAGGGAGCAGAUUCCAAGAGAGAAAGCCACUUUCUGUGCCCUGGGUCAGCCUGCCUGACUCUGCCCUUCAUCCAAACUGUGUUCAAUCUAGAGAUGGUCAGUCAUCUCUGUUGUUGUAAAUUGCCCAUGAGGAAGAAAGUACCCCCCCCAAUGAUUUGGAAAUGCAAAAUGCUACCUUUAGGGUACCACACUUCGGUGCCCCCACACCCUUGACACUGGGCUUCCUAGCUGGCAGCGCUGAAGUGGGUCUUCUCCUCUAGUUUCCACUGGUCUGUGUGUUCCCCCCCUGUCUGGCUCUUUGCGGAAUCCCAGCCCGCUUAGUCUGAGCAAGGGGCCCUCUGGCAGACAAGGGCAGUGUCUCUGGUGGUUUGGGGCUGCUUGCUUUACCUCCGGAAUCUGCCUGGGCCUGGAAGACAGAGGUCAGCAGGACAUUCCCAUGGGCUGUCAGCUAUGUGACCUUCUCACCCCUUGGGCCUGCCCCUCCUCCAGGCUCAUCAUUUUUACUCAUCUUCUUUGAAAUCUGAAGCCUCCUUAUAGACUUGCAGCAGUGACCAGCAGCCAGGAAUAAAUCCCAUAUUAAAACAAUAAUCCUUUUUUUUUUUUUUUUUAAACUCUGUGUUGUCAAAGGGUUAUCCUUGUUACUUGUUAUAGCCUUUCCAGCAAGCCACAGCCCUGGGGCCCCAGGAAGGGAGAGCCUUUGUUUCCAAGAGCCAUUCCCUCCAAAGCCCCUUCCUAAGCCUGAAGGCACCCUUCCUCCCUCUCCCCUUCCUAAUGGUGCUCCUGGAGCUCCAGAGUACAGAGUUCCGACUCUGUGAAAUGUUUCUUCCAUUAACAUAGCCAUGGAUCGACUACCCCCUUCAAGUCAUUCAGGUCUGUAAAGGGGACAGCGUGGUGUGGGAGGCUGGCAGGAGGAGGGUGGUUCCCUGGGAAGGCCGGCUCAGGGCCAAAACAGCAGCAAAACGCCAACCCCAAACCGCAAAGGUAGCAGGAAGAGGGAGAAUAAGUCAAGACUCAAAGAGAUCUCUCAGCCAGAUGCCAGAAAAUCAGGGAAAGAAAUGGAACCAACUCUCACUUCUGCCUCUGUAAUAUUACUGGAGAACAAACCUAGCAUUCACACAGCCCAGGAAGGUACCCUGUAUAUUAUUCAUCCACGUGGAUUCAUUUCCCUGCCUACCCACCCCUUGAUUCAUCUUCUUAAAAAAGGCACAUGUAGGAACCCAAGCGGGUCAUUUUAGCUGAACACAGCAUGUACAAUAACCACUACCAAAAUAAGAUGUGUAUGUUCACCAGCCCAUUCAGAAGCAAGAGAAAUGUGCAUGGAUAUCGCUGUCUCUAGUCUUCUUAACUUUCUGGAAGUCAAGUUAAUCCAGUAAGCAAAGUUCACGAUCAUGUCUCACAUGUCUGUUGUAGCUCUAAAUGUGUAGGAAAUCUCCUGAGCUGCUGAGCAUAGCAGAUGCAGAGUUUUAUUGGAACGCUGAUUGGGUCAGAAUGGGAUAAACGAGCCGAACCCCACUUCGUGAGACCUGACACCAUGCAUCCCCUUCAAAAGGGCCUUUCUGGGCCUUCCCGUCACCUGAUCCAAGCCUCCCAGGUGGCCCAAGAGGGAUCUAUUCUAAUCUUCUGGACAGUCUGUGGUCACAAGCCUUCUUGGUCACCACCUUUUCCACCUUCCACGCAGUUUUCUCUGCUUCUUUGUAUUGUUCCUGUUGCCUUGAUUUUCUCUGAGGGAGUUCAGGUUGUUCCCAAAGUAUGUGGUCCGGCCUGUCUGGCUUGUUGUGGGGUUAGCUGGAUUAAGAUAGAGCCCUGCGAUUGAUUACACAGGAACUCAGCUCUAUCCACGGAGCAGCCCGCUGGCGCCGGGACCAGUGACCAGCAUCUCGUUUCACCCACAAAAGGAGGAAAAUGAGAGUAUGUGCCAAAAAGGAAGCCUAGGAAACCAUUCCACUUGCUCCUGUAUUUCUGACUCCUGUUCUGGUGAAAAUGUCCUCCUAGCUCUUUGGGAUCAAUUCAGAAUGCCAAACCCACUGGUCGGGGAUCACCAUAACAGUCAGAGUAGUGACCCUGGGAGAGAAGAUAGGGGACCCUAGCUGCCUCUAUCCUGAGCAUUACCUCCUCUCAGUGCUGGUUUGACAGUUAUCAUUGUCCGUUCAGGAAAGGGACCCACCCAGUCACAUGUACAGGGCUAGAAGACUCUCUGGUCACCAUGCUAUCACAAAGGCUUUGUCCUGUAGCUGUCCCGACUCCUUCCUCCCUUUUGUUCUUGAAACAGGAAGAUGUAGGGCUGCAAAAACUGAGUUUUGAAUGGAUACCACCUAAGUUGGCAAAUGCACCUCCUCUUCAGAUCUCACCAAAUCAGACUUCAGGUGUGUGCCAAAACCUGCUUUGCUGCUUCUCUGGAUGUCCUUAGAUAUCAUGGGAGAGGUGGGGAAAGAAUGUAGUGUCAGUGAGAGAGUCCAAGAUAUUGCUGAGAAGGUUCCAGUGAAGGGCACGCUGGAGACUUUCUAAAUGCUGGGAUCAUUUCAGAGUCAUUUCGUGGGAAUACCUUUUGAUUCCCUCUGCCAACCAAAAUAGAAUAUGAUAGUCUCCAGUUUUUUCUAUUGAAUAUCAAAGUGGCCUUUAUCUGUUUUUCAUCUGUUCAUGCACUAAAGGCUCUGAAGUCGACAAUGUCUGAAUUUGGCUUUUCCCUGGUAUCGUAGAGAGACAAGUGAUUGGUUGUCUUUGGAAAGACAAGUGAUUGGUUGAAGGUGCAUACUAGCUGUACAUUUGGUUUUCCUUUAACCCCCAUGUCAUGUUGCACUUAGUCCAGUGACAAGACCUAUAGAAACACAAGUUAGUUGGCAAAGAGAGAAAGAAAUCUAUACCAUAGGGCACUCUGAAUUGAACUAUUUAUUUCUUACAGUUUUCGGUUUCUGCCAAACAAUGUACGUUUUGAGUAAAGUUUUCCUCACAAUCUGUAUGAUGUAGACAAAAUUAUCAGUGUCUCCUAGACAUAUGUGUCCCUUUAUUGUUCCAGGUAUGGAGUGCCAGUCCUCCAUGUAAUGUUUUCUUGCUCCAAAUGUUGACCAUUCCUCCUAUUAGCAGCAUCGCAUCAACCAGACACACCAUUGCCAGAACUUUCUUGGCUCUUUCUCCAGCCAUACCUAGAUCUGAGUAAUCCCAAGAUUUUGAGUUACAAGGAUAUGGUUUGCAGAUCUGCAUUGUUUAAGGCCAGCAAGGCUGGGUGGGGCAAAGCAUUUACUCUUGUCCUUCCAUGUGAUUAUUUGGUCGAUACUGAUAGAGCACUUCCCAUGCGCUGGGUUGGGGCAGUGUGCUUCCUGUGGAUAGUGAACCAUUUGCAGGACUUAAGUGAAGGCAGAGGAAAUGGGCGUGAAAGAGAAAACAGCUAUAAUGGGGUCUCAUAUAGAAGCCCCUUCCCUAUAACACAAAGUGUUGUUUUCCCAAACAACUGAGAAAUUACUCAGACUUGGGACUACCUUUGAUGGGAGCAGAAGGCCCCUCAGUUUCUUGGCCUUUUUUGGAGGAACUAUAGAUUAGUACUUGGAAAAUAAGAGAAAUGAAGGCACACAUACACCUGCUUUGAAUGCCUUGGCUUGAAAUCCGCACUAAGGUAUUAGUCAAGGAAAGGAAGCAGCAGCAAAGAUGGCCCCUUCUUCGUAGAGACAUUGACUUUUAAAGUUCCGGAAUUCUUUGCAGGGCCUGAGAGGAGAGGUGGGGGCUAGGAAGUCUGGUCCGGUGCAGAGUCAGCCUUCCCCUCAGCUGCAGCCCUGUCCCCUGCCUCAGCUUCCCGGGCUGUUUCCUUUCUGAUUCUGAAGAUUGGUGACGGCGACGUCCACUGUCUUUGCAGAUAUGCCGGAGCCUCUUUGCUCCCUCUCCCUUCCACAGAUAAACCACCCAGAAAACAGGUUCUGACCUUAAGUCACCAAAGGUUUUCAAAUUUAAGUUCAAAACCAGUGCAGAGUUGUUGCAAAGCGUCUUGAUGCUGCAAGGACCUUUGGGGCUCUGGGGCCUGAGGGGAGACAGAGCAGUGAAAGUUGUGGGUAGUAAUCCUCCACCCUCCCCUCUGGGAGCCCCAAUUUCCUUUUUCACCACUAACCCACCCUCUUAUUAUCUCCCCCAGGCAGUACAGACUCACUUCCUUUCUUCCCCGUCUACUUUUCUUCCUCCUUGCCUCCUCUGGUCACCUCUUGACUCCAGCCAUGUACAGAGGCCAGGCCAAGCUUUCCUGGUGCACUUGGGACCAAAGAGUGCACUCACCCGUGCCUCUGGUGGAGGCCCAAAGGAUGCAGAAGGUAUUGAAAUCAGUAGGUGUGGGGGAGUCUAAGCUCCAGACUCUUGGGUUGACACAGCUCCCUGAACCAGGAGAACUUUCCAACUGCUUCUCCCUCCCAUGCUUGAUUAGAUGGCCACCACUGGCAUGGGAUCCGAAAGAGGCCCAUGGCUGGGGCAGAAGUCUGAGAGCUUAGCACUGGAUUCCCAAAAGAAAGAUGAGGCAGCCUGCCAUGAAGCUCUUGGAAUUCACUGACCUGUGGGAGGUAGAGGCCCCACUCCAGGCCUGUCAAAGGUCUGCCCAGUGCCGAAGGCUGUGAGUUUUCUAUUCCAAUUUAAAUGCUGACAUUACAGAGACUGCCCCCUCUUGCCAACCCUGCCAGAGUUAUGUUCCUCUGAGUACCAAGAGUGCCCAAAACUAGGAGGGGGAGAAAGCAGCCCUUGGCCCUCUGUUCAGACUCCGAUAGGGCUCAACACCAGCCUAGAAGCCCACCCUAGAAGUAGGUGUGCAGAGUGAAUGAGGGAGCCUGCUCACAGGGGCCAGAGGCCUUGAAAGCCAGCGACAUGAGGGAGCAGCUCAGACCCGCUCCUUGGAGCCAAUCCUUUCAGGCAUUUUGUGAGCCAGUUUGGGAAACACAGCCAUAACUAAAAAUUAGGUUAUGAAACCUUACAAUUCAAUGGUAAAUAUGUGAAAGCCGUUGCUGUUUAAUUAUUUCACUGCACGUUAGCAAAAUCCAUGCCCUCGAGGUGAUGGCUGCCUAUGGUCUCUGGAUGGUAGUGAUGCUCUAUACCAGCGGGCUAGUGCACACGUCUUUCCAAUUCCACAGUCAGUGAUGUUACAUUCGUAGCUUGGAAUCGGCCCAGGUUUGUGGGGAGGUGGGAGCGGUAGGAUUUGCACCGUGGAAAUCUUCCAAGGCUGCCAGUCAGACUCGUAGCCCCAAAGCUCUGAACGCUGGAUGACCUCCCGCCUCACAGACCCAGGCCACACCAAAGUGAGUCCUGUAGGUUUGUGGGUCAGUGUAGCCCACAUGCCCAAGUGAAGGAAAGACUUAGCAAGCUCAACCUCACCUCCUUUCAGUGCACAAAGGGUUUCUUUCUGCAUUUGUAUUGACUCAAACAGGACACACUGUGCGGAGAGGAGAAUCCCCCGCUUUCUAUGGGUAUUGGUCCUUCAGGGAGAUGUACCGAUUGGCUAUUGUAUGUUGUUCAAACAAAACAAACUCUUUGAAGCUAUGCAGUGUCUUCCCUCUCACACCCAAGUAGGUGUCCAAGAAGGAAACUCCUUCCUUGCCCUUGACAUUCACCAGGCCUGCCUGGAUAGAACAGGACAGAUUUGCUUAAUAUCACUUCUACCAUUUAUAAAUGUUAGACAUUUAUUGUGCUGAAUCUAGGUCCUAAGUCAAACAGAAGAAAAAAGAAAUGGUCUUUCUUGAUAACAUGCUUUUGUAACAUCUAAGAAGUGGUUAUAUAUCCUCACCCCGACCCGGGAACAUACUGAAUAGAUCAUGUGUUCUUCACUGAUGUCUAGAUGCUGUAAAUAAAGUCCUGCAAGAGUGGGUUUUUUUUUUUUCCUUCAGGUAAACCUCCAUUUUUGGACACAUGCUAAGCCCACCAUCUGCUCUCCUUUGCAGUGAGAUCUUGGCAGGGGUCCUAUCCAUGGCUUUGGCAUUUGGGUGUUUUGUUUUCCUCUGUCUUGUUCCUUUCCUGUUUUCACUGCUCUGUAAGACCUCCUCCUGUGAAUGUUCUAGUUACCCCAGUUGUACUGUAUAUAUGUGCUGCAUGUGUGAACCCCAAUAAAUUCUGUUUCAGGUUUCUGGAGUUUCCAUCUUCCCUACAGCUGGUCCUGUUGUGAUCUCAUCUUUCUGGUAUGCUUCUCUGUGUCUGAGUCCCGAUUGCCAAAAUGUUUGACCAAGUGUGUUUUAACAAAUGUCCCGAGACCCAUGCGUAUCCUUGUGAACGGGCAUGCUCCGUGUGGGAUGACUCGUGUACAGCAUAAAUCUAUCAAUGUGGAAGUGUGCGUACAUUUACUUGCCAGAUACCUAACAUUCAUGUAACAGCUGCAAAGAUAAUUAAUGUACAUUGGAUUAUUAAUAAAAGAGCAUUUUUUUGCUCCAUUAUAUUCAAAUAAAGGUUGUUGCAUGACUGG